UACAGACAUGGCUGGAGCCGAAGCAAACCGGGGGGCGCUCCACUACGAGCAAACUUUGAUGUAUGGCAGAUAUACCCAAGACUUGGGUGUAUUUGCCAAAGAAGAAGCGGCUCGUUUGCGCCAAGAGAAGGACCAUGCAAGAAUAUUUUCCAAAGAGCAUAUUAAGCGUGCUGAGUUAAUAGAGUAUGAUCGGAGCCGUUGCUCUAGAUGUAGAAUAUGUACUGUGCGAUGUCAAACAUUCCUCAUCUCGAAAGUGGGAGAAGACUGGAUUUUCCUGAUACUGCUAGGAUUGCUGAUGGCCUUGGUCAGUUGGGCCAUGGACUUUGCUAUCGCCAUGUGCCUGCAAGCUCAGAAAUGGAUGUACGGUGGCCUGGAGCACAAUGUCUUUCUGCAGUACUUGGCCUGGGUCACUUACCCUGUUGUUCUUAUAACCUUCUCAGCAGGAUUUGUCCAGAUCAUUGCUCCACAGGCUGUAGGAUCUGGGAUACCGGAGAUGAAGACAAUCCUGCGUGGGGUGGUGCUAAAAGAGUACCUCACUUUAAAAACUUUUGUAGCCAAAGUGAUCGGCUUAACCUGUGCAUUAGGAAGUGGGAUGCCGUUAGGUAAAGAGGGACCUUUUGUUCACAUUGCAAGUAUGUGUGCUGCAUUGCUGAGUAAAUUCAUGUCACUGUUUGGUGGGAUUUAUGAGAAUGAAUCUAGAAACAUUGAGAUGCUGGCAGCUGCCUGUGCUGUAGGAGUUGGCUGUUGUUUUGCUGCACCUAUAGGAGGUGUCCUUUUUAGUAUUGAAGUAACAUCAACAUUUUUUGCUGUCAGAAAUUACUGGCGAGGCUUCUUUGCUGCUACUUUCAGUGCCUUUAUUUUCCGAGUCCUGGCUGUGUGGAACAAAGAUGAAGAAACCAUCACGGCCUUGUUCAAAACUCGAUUUCGUCUAGAUUUUCCAUUUGACCUUCAAGAACUGCCAGCUUUUGCAGUCAUUGGGAUUGCUAGUGGUUUUGGUGGUGCCCUGUUUGUCUACUUCCACAGGAAAAUAGUGGCAAUCAUGAGAAAACAAAGAACCAUUAGCAAAUUUUUGAUGAAAAAGCGUUUGCUUUAUCCAGCACUGGUGACUUUGCUUAUUGCCACCCUCUCAUUUCCUCCAGGGUUUGGUCAGUUCAUGGCUGGAGAGCUCACCCAGAAGGAAACAUUGGUCACUUUGUUUGAUAACAGGACUUGGGCCAAACAAGGAAUUUCUGAAGAAUUUGACUACAUUGGGAUUUCAGAAGCCUGGAAGAAUCCCCGAGCAAAUGUCUUUGUGACCCUAGUGGUUUUCAUCCUGAUGAAGUUCUGGAUGUCUGCACUAGCCACAACUAUUCCUGUGCCAUGUGGGGCCUUCAUGCCAGUUUUUGUCAUUGGUGCUGCAUUUGGCCGCCUUGUUGGAGAAAGCAUGGCAGCCUGGUUUCCUGAUGGUAUCCAUGCAGAUGGUAGUAUUUAUCGUAUUGUGCCAGGUGGAUACGCUGUUGUAGGUGCUGCAGCACUGGCAGGUGCAGUGACCCACACAAUUUCCACCUCAGUGAUUGUAUUUGAGCUCACGGGCCAGAUCUCCCACAUCCUGCCAGUGAUGAUCGCAGUCAUUCUAGCCAAUGCUGUUUCCCAAAGUCUGCAGCCCUCUGUCUAUGACAGCAUUAUUCGCAUCAAGAAACUUCCAUACCUUCCUGAGCUCGGUUGGGGUCACCUUGAGAAAUAUAACAUCCGUGUGGAAGAUAUAAUGGUAAGGGACAUCCGCUUUGUCAUUGUAAACUGCAAGUAUAGAGACCUGCAAGAUCUCCUUCUCUGCACCAAACUUAAAAACCUUCCUCUUGUUGAGUCAGCAGAUUCCAUGAUCCUGCUGGGCUCCAUUGAAAGGAGUCAGCUGCAAACUCUCAUUGAUAAUCAGUUGAGUCGACAGCGGAGGAUGGACUACCUUAAGGAGAAAGCUCAGACCGAGAAGAAGGUGGAUGCUGACAGUCAUAGAAUUAUUGAUGAAGGAAGUAAAGAUGCUCAUGAUUCUGGGGUCAGAUUUGAGAUUGGUACUGAGGAGUCGUCAUUUUCUCCAACUCGAAGUGGAUCACAGAAGCCGUUGAAACCAGCAUUAAAACGAGUGCCAAGCAGUUCUCAUGAUAUUACAUCAGGAACAGGUCCCCUGGAUCAAACAGGAAUUGCACUGAAAAGCCUGUUCUGUGUGAACCCAAUGGAUGAACCAGGAGAGGAUCAAUAUGAAAUUGAAGAUGACAUGUCUGCAUCAGAGAUUGCCGAAUGGGAGGACAAACAGUUUGAACAGCAGGUGGACUUCAACAAUUGUAAGAUCGACCCAGCACCCUUCCAACUUGUAGAAUGGACAUCUCUACACAAGACUCACACCAUGUUCUCCCUCUUGGGACUUAACCAUGCUUACGUCACCAGCAUUGGAAAGCUAAUAGGAGUGGUAGCUCUUAAAGAGCUGAGAAAAGCCAUCGAGGGAUCAGUCACGUCAAAAGGAGUGAAGAUGCGGCCACCGUUGGCUAGUUUCAGGGAAAGUGGCAACAGUAGCAGUGAAUCAGACACUACAGAGAUUCAUAAGCUGUGGGACAGAAGGGAGAGCCUGACACUUCCCCGUGAAUCCAGUCCAUCAGACACCGAUGACAAAUCACACUGAUCAAGCCUUGCAGGGAACAAAUUGCCUCAGUAUAACUGCACUAUUCACGUUUAAUGCACUUGAUUUUGGAUGAGGAAAUGAAAUCUUUCUUUCAGCUGUUGUCAGAAGUGUUGGGAAUUGUAUGAUGCACUUCUAACCAAUAGGGUAAUUUCAAGUUGAUAAACCUUAAAAGCACUGAUUGUACAUUUUGUUGACAGGCUUUGAAGUUUUUUUCUGGUCAGCAUAUGUUGACAAUUAUCCUUUGUUCAAACUAGUAUGAAACCUAAUUUUUGAUUUGAUAAGUCCGAAAAUAGUUGUGCUGAGUUUUUGAGUUUGGAAAAGCAGUAGUUGACAAAAUGAUUUCACUUCCACUAGGAAUUAAUAUAUAGACUUAUUCCUCAGCAAUUAUUGUCCUGAUGAUAUCAAAACUCGGUUUGAGCCAGUGUUUACAAAGCAAGCUUGUAUAAUGUGGGGGGAUAGCAGAAGUACACAGAAAUUUAAUUUGAAAUGGAAGUUCAGCAUUUAAACUGGACGGUUGAAGUGAAAUGUAGGAAUAUGCUGUGUUGCUGUAAUGAUGUGUGAGGCCAAUUCUUGUGCUGUACUGUUUGACCCAUUCUAGUGUGCCAGUGAGAUAGGCCCAUAGGAUGAGCUGUAUUAAUGUGCAAUUUUUUUGCAUGAAACCACACACCAGCCAGUCCAGAUAUAUUAUUUGAAUGCACUCAGCUAAUUUGCAAGAAAUGUUAUAUUCUUACCACAGCCAUGUAACAAAUAGCUCUCUUUGUCUAAUAAUGUAAUGGAGACCAUUUUUUUUUGGGAGGUUUUAUAUAUAUAUAUGGUCUAUUUUUGACUGCCAGUUAUUAAAUUCUACUAAUGAAAUUCAAUCUGGUUGCUGUUGGUACAGCCGCUCCAACCCAUGCCAAAAUAUUGCCAAAACAUUCCCAUUGUAACUUCUGUUCUGAAUUAGAUUGCAUAUUUCAUGGAACAUAGUUCCACAGUGAUUGCAGCAGGUCUGUUUAUUAAUACCACAUAACGUGCUGUGUAUCCAGCAGAGGAGUCAUUGGCAAUCUAGCUAUCAUUUUUUAAGCCCUUGCUAGUAAAACAUUCAUUUAUUUAAAAAAUCAUGAAAUCUCUAAAUAAUGGGAGUGAUUGGCAAAUGUAUGUUGGAAUUCUAUUGUUGGUUUGGUGAUGGUUACAUCCAAAGCUUAAUAUAUAUCCAGUAUGAGAGCCAGUAUUGGUAAUGGACCAGUUUUAAUGUGGUAUAUUGUUUCUUUUCUGCAGUUCAUUAUUUCUUAUGCAGAAGAACAUUUACUCUCAUUGCUCAGCGUUUUUCAUAUCUUUUACGUUUCAG
Carcharodon carcharias (great white shark) is the source of this 3977-nucleotide messenger RNA. RefSeq names its product chloride channel protein 2-like. Gene Ontology annotation, cellular component: membrane. The coding region runs from base 8 to 2650 and encodes 880 amino acids. Gene Ontology annotation, biological process: transmembrane transport; chloride transport. Gene Ontology annotation, molecular function: voltage-gated chloride channel activity. Lineage: Eukaryota; Metazoa; Chordata; Chondrichthyes; Lamniformes; Lamnidae. The transcript is spliced from 23 exons. The record is from RefSeq and is a predicted model, not a curated record.